AAGCUGAGCGUUUUCAUUUAUUAUCGUGCCACUUGUCUUAUUUGCCAUCGAAGAUAUGCCAAUAAAUUUAGGUGAGAGAGAUCGUUCUUGCAAUUGUCUCCCUCCGCUCUCAACCGAAAAAUGGAGCAGGCAAAAAGCAACAAAAAACAUCACAGAUUUCAUGUCAAUCUCAAGAACCUUCCGCCUAUAGAUCCUUCGAUCAUCCCCCCACUCUAUCAGGAUAAAUAUGAUAACCGCAGUUCCAGAAAUGAACCAAAUGUAGUAAGACUGAGCUCCAGAGAGGGAACAGAGCUGGUAGAAUUUGACCAGUUACCCAGGAAAGCAGAUAUGGCUUACGGAAAUUUAAGACUGGAUAUGGAGGUUGAGGAAGAUGUUUGUUUAUCCUCAACCAAGUUAAUAGACCCCAACAGCACCAAGAACUUCAACAGGGAGAGUGAGAUUUUCCAUAGUAACUUGGCUGUUCAAGAUGCUCCGAAAAUGGCAUCAGCCAAAUCACAGUUGCACGAGAUAUGUGCUGCAAACAAUUGGAAAUUGCCGUUGUAUGAAUGCUGCAAGGAGGAAGGCCCUUCUCACAUGAAAUUAUUCACCUUCAAGGUUGUUGUUGAGAUACAAGAAGCAUCAGCUACCAUUUUGCAGUGCUUUAGUGAUCCUCAGUCCAAGAAGAAAGUGGCAGCAGAGCAUGCAGCUGAAGGGGCAUUAUGGUAUUUGAGACAUCUUGGGUAUUUUCCACCCAACAAGCUAUCAAAAGCCAGUUCGCUUGACUCAUAGGAUCAGGAUAAUCAUACCAUUGUUUGUUUCUUUCCUUUUCUAACAGAAGGUAAUAACAGGGAAUAUUCAACUUGUACCUAUUCGUAAUGGUGAUGAUAUAAAUAUUUUGUUAUUUUUUUUCAUUUUUAGUAACAAUAUAUUGCUGAAAGCAUUGUAAAUGUGUGUAAAUGGUUAUAAAUGUUUGAUGUAAUCAAACAAAAAGGUAAUAA
Molecule: messenger RNA, 977 nt
Organism: Durio zibethinus
Lineage: Eukaryota; Viridiplantae; Streptophyta; Magnoliopsida; Malvales; Malvaceae
Product: ribonuclease 3-like protein 1
Biological process (GO): siRNA processing; regulation of regulatory ncRNA processing
Cellular component (GO): RISC-loading complex; cytoplasm; RISC complex
Molecular function (GO): double-stranded RNA binding; siRNA binding
Source: RefSeq, a predicted model, not a curated record